Suncus etruscus (white-toothed pygmy shrew) is the source of this 1958-nucleotide messenger RNA. RefSeq names its product coiled-coil domain containing 91 (gene CCDC91). The record is from RefSeq and is a predicted model, not a curated record. Gene Ontology annotation, cellular component: trans-Golgi network. Gene Ontology annotation, biological process: Golgi to lysosome transport. Lineage: Eukaryota; Metazoa; Chordata; Mammalia; Eulipotyphla; Soricidae.
GGGGGAAGCGGCGCGCGGCUGCGAGCAGGACCUGUUUUGGUCUCCUGUCCAUUACGUGACCGAGGGAGGCUACAUUCCUGCGUGGAGCGUGGAUUCUGGUACCAGUUGAAGAAUGGAUGAUGAUGAUUUUGGUGGAUUUGAGGCGGCAGAGACUUUUGAUGGUGGCAAUGGAGAGACCCCGACCACGUCCCCUGCCAUCCUGUGGGCCACGUUCCCUGCAGUUCCUGGAGUCCACCUCUCUCCAGUCUCUCCCGAAGUUGUUCUGGAACAUGACCACUCCGCUCAGGCUGGCUGUUUCUUGUCUGAGUCCAUCUCUUCGCCAGAGGACACACAUGCUGAAAGCAGCUGUAUUAGCCAGACUCCUUCGAAAGCUCAGAUGCAGCAGUCAACACACACUCAUCUGGAUAUCUCACUUUUUCCAUUGGGUCUGACUGAUGAGAAAAGCAAUGGAACAAUCACUCUUGUGGAUGGUUCUGAGGAGACUGAAGCCAACGCAUCAAACAUACAGCUUCAGCAGAAAAUUUCAAGUCUGGAGAUGAAACUCAAGGUUUCUGAAGAAGAAAAACUUAGAUUAAAAAGGUAUGAUGUGGAGUCAUUGUUGGAAAAGCAUGGUGUCUUAGAAAAAGAUUUCCUUAAAGAAAAAGAGCAAGAGGCCAUUUCUUUUCAAGAUAGAUACAAAGAACUGCAGGAAAAGCAUAAACAAGAACUGGAAGACAUGAGGAGAGCCGGCCACGAAGCCCUCAGCAUCAUUGUGGAUGAGUAUAAGGCCCUGCUACAGUCUUCUGUUCAGCAGCAAGUUGAAGCGAUUGAAAAACAGUACAUUUCUGCAAUAGAGAAACAGGCGCACAAAUGUGAAGAGCUGUUAGACGCUCAGCAUCAGAGGCUUCUUGAAAUGCUAGAUAAAGAGAAGGAACUCUUAAAAGAAAAAAUAAAGGAAGCUUUGUUUCAGCAGUCUCAAGAACAGAAGGAAAUUUUUGAAAAAUGUUUGGAGGAAGAAAGGCAAAGAAAUAAAGAGGCUCUAGCAUCGGCUGCAAAGCUUGAGAAAGAAGCAAUGAAGGAGGCAGUUUUGAAAGCCAUCGAAGAAGAAAGAAAGAACUUAGAAAAAAUCCAUGCUGAAGAACGGGAGUUGUGGAAGAUAGACCAUGCAAAAGAUCAAGAAGCAAUAUCACAGGCAAUUCAGAAAGCUGUACAAGAGCAAAGAGAAAUCAGUCAGGAAACUAUUAAGGCAGCAAUAAUGGAAGAACAGAAGCGAAGUGAAAAGGCUGUGGAAGAGGCAGUGAAAAGAACAAGAGAUGAGUUGAUAGAGUAUAUAAAAGAACAAAAAAGACUUGAUCAAGUCAUCCGCCAAAGAAGCCUGUCCAGUUUGGAACUAUUUCUUGCCUGUGCUCAAAAACAGUUAAGUGCUUUAAUAGCCGCAGAACCAGUUGACGUUGAAUAAAGAACACAUGACAAGUCAACCAACACUGGCAAUGGAUAAAGCAUUAGACCUCUCAAAUAGAUGUUUUGAAUGAUAAAGAUGCUUUUCGUUUUCUUUUAAAACCUUGGAGAAUUGAUUUUUACUUCAAUGGUAAACCAAAAUAACAUUUAAUAUGGGGAAUAUUAAUUUAUUUUUGUUCUUCUUUACAAUUUACUAUUUUAUUAAUAAUUGUAGUGGCAGUAACGAUGUGAUCUGAAAACCGCUGAAAAUUACAUGAUCAAAAUUAAAUAAAUUUACAGUUUUUGUCAGCCUAUUUAUUACAUUAUUUUUGACAAAAGUUGUAAAUAUCUACUUAUUGCUUCUUAAUUAUUCUUGAUGCUGGUUGAAAUUAUAUUUUUAUUUUAUUUUGAGGAUAGAACAACAGAUUUCAGAACCAACACUUUAUCUUGAUGAUGGAUAUAACUAUAUUGGUCGUAGAUAUAACCACUUGGAGACAGAACAUUGAUGUAACAGAAUCAAUCUGGUAUUAUCAGACAUUUCU